AGAUUGGGCAGGUUGAUGGGAGUGCGCGUGGAUGUCGGUGGGGGUCGGCAUUACAGGCGCGCCUCCGGUAGGAGUGAGUGAGGGGUUAGAGCCCGCUAAUCCGCGUUAACAGAUUAAUUAUCUUUGGGCAACAUCGUGUCACUGCAGUGUUGUGAAGGCGUUUGGGCAUUAAGCUACGGAGGGCUACAAUGCAACGAUAAAGAGUCCCUUAGGGGUGUCUCCUCAAUCUUAAUCCCUCGCGCUCUCUCUCUCUCUCUCUCUCUCUCUCUUGUCUCUCUCUCCCUCUCUCUCUCUCUCGCUCACUCACUCACUCACUCACUCGCGCUCACUGAGAGCUCCUCUCCCAUCCAUCAACACAAGCACCUCUCUACUGUCAUCAGACAACCAGACAAUUAUUGGCCAUUUACUAUUUCGAUAACUACUAGAAUAACUGGCUUUUUUUUUCCUUCUUUCUUUUUUUUUCUCCUUUGUUUUUGUUCAAUCUGACUGAUUUCUGGCAUGUCCACAAGCCAUUUUUUCAGAAUGGUUUUUUUUCAAGAGCAUCAAGCACUGAUGGCUGACAGUAUACCUCUCUGAGUGGGUAAAUAUUUCACGGACGCCGGCGAAGAGAAGCGCCAGAAGGAGAGAGAAACCUCCCGACACAGCUGACAGAGGGUGGAGGAGGGGACCAGCAGCAGUAGAAAAUGGCUGCCAUGACAACGGUACCCAGCUAUACCCCCUCGAUAUGGGUGAGAAUGUGUCACGCCCUCCCCCGGCUGGACCUCACCAUGCAGAUGAGGGACAACAUCUUUGUCCCCGACAGCUGGGAGUACCAGCAGACUCUGCUGGUUCUGUCCAGCUUAUCAGCCAUCGCGCUUGUUAUCUCCCUCUUGGUGGUUCUCUCCUUCCUCAUACACUACUGCUGCUGUCACCGUGGCGACCGGAGCGAGGGAUCAGAAGAGGAGGAGGAGGAUGAGGAUGGGAGCACGGGUCACGGCUACAGCGGGAAGAAGGGGCGGGGCAUCUGCUGCGUCACGUGGGUGGCGGUGGCAGCUGUCACGCUGUGCUGUGUUGCCAUAGGCAUCGGUUUCUAUGGCAACAGCGAGGCUAAUGAUGGGAUGUAUCAGUUGACCUCGUCUCUUCUCACAGCCAAUUACACGCUAGCUUCCAUCGAUCUGCUGAUUUCCGACACCAUUGCUGGACUGCAGCUGUCCGUCUCCGGCCCGCUCACCUCCAUGGAGGAGCUGUUUACCGGCAGUAAGCCUUUCCUGGUGUCGACCAGGAACUGCCGACGGCUGUCGGAGAACGUGAUGAACCUCCUGUCCUCCAUCUCCCUGGCCCGGUUCAGCGUGGAUGCGGGGCUGGGCAACGACAGCAGCGUCAGCGGGGCGUCCAUCACGCCCCUGACCCCUGUCCCGCCCUCUGUGGCCCCCACCGUGGUGCCUACCAGUGGCCUGAUGCCCAACCCCUUCUCACCUGGCUGGGCGGCCAACACGCUGAUGGUCAACGAGGACUACAGGUGGCUGUCGUACGUGUUGCUGCUGCUGCUCGACCUCAUCGUGUGUCUGUUCAUUCUGCUGGGGCUGGCCAAGCAAGCACGCUGGCUGCUGAUCCUGAUGACCGUGCUGGCAUGGCUGGCUCUGUUCCUGAGCUGGGGCUCUCUGGGCCUGGAGACGGCCACUGUGGUGGCCCUCAGUGACUUCUGCUCCGAUCCCAACGCGUUCGUGCUCAACUCCACCAACUUCAACACUGGGACCAGCUCAGAUGUGUUGGAUUAUUACCUGACCUGCAACAGGCGCAUGAACAGUCCGUUCCAGCAGCUGCUGACCCAGUCGCAGAGGGCGCUCUCAAACAUUCACACACACCUCUCCAGUCUGGACAGAAACGCUCUCACGCAGUUCCCCAAAGCUGAGAAAUCACUCAGGGAGGUCCAGCAGAUCCUCAACUCCACAGAGGGGAACUUCCAUCAGUUGGUGGCACUGCUGAACUGUCGGGGUCUGAACAAGGACUAUAUCGACUCACUGAAAGGCCUGUGUUACGAUGGAAUGGAGGGGCUGCUCUAUCUCUCCCUCUACUCUUUCCUCUCUGCUCUGGCCUUCACUGCCAUUCUCUGCUCUCUGCCCGGUGCCUGGAGGAGCUUUCCCAGUGAAUCAGAGGAGUACGAAGACUCGGACAGCGAGAGUGAGGAUCCCUUCACCUCUCAUCAGGCACGUAGACAGACGGCCUCGGGGUCUCAGCGAGGGGCCAUGGCCCCCUUCUAUAAUUACCCGGGGGCCGGGUGGACACCCCCGUUUUCUAGCGCGCCGCCCCUCCCGACUCCAAACGUUUCCUCCAAUGGCAACCCUGGCUAUGAGAGCCUCCCCUUGACUGACAGGCAGUCCCCACCCCCCUCUUACUCUCCCAGCAUGCUGACUGGUUACGGGGGAAGUCAAUCACACCCCAACCCCGCCCAUUCGAGGAACCUGUAUUCACGUUGAUUCUUUUUUUUUUGUUAGAAAAUGUAUAGAAAAAAAAAAGGUUUAGUUUUCAUAUGAAUGGACACUUUAAUUAAAUGAAAAAGAAACUAAUCUAAAUAAAAAAAAAGAAUGCUAGGUGUGAAUUCAAAGUGCGUAACGUCAGUACCACUGAGUAUUAUUAAAAAGCACUUAAAGAAGCGGUCCUCCGCGGGCCGCUGGCAGAACCGGCAGCGGCCGCUCCUGUCCGGUUUCUGCAAAGCUUUGAACCAAGCCUGCUUGGUCUAAAUUUGUUCCCGUCGUUCGUCCAGACUCUGUGUAAACUGUGAACAGUGGUGAGGCAAGUCAGAAUGGUAUUGACGUUACUACGUUGUAGUUUUAUAUUCUUAAAUGUAUCCGUACCACCAAUUUAUUUUCAAGUUUUUAUAUAAAUAUUGUUGUAGAAAAAGCACUGGCACGUAGCAACAAGACACAUUUUUUUCUGUGAAUGGUUAUGCAGUUCUUUCACUUGGUAUGAUUUUUUUUUUUUUUUUAAAUAUUACUUUUUAUAGGUGGCAAUUCUGUAUUUUCCUUGUAUUACCUUAUGGUAUUCUAUAUAUCUCACUGUCUAUAAUAUCUCAAUACUCAUGAACCUUCGCUCUUACAAAAAAAAAAAAAAGAAAGAAAAAGAAACACUUGAGGGCUACCAAGACCCUGUUUUAAUGAUUGAAUGGAGAA
Molecule: messenger RNA, 3149 nt
Organism: Salarias fasciatus (jewelled blenny)
Lineage: Eukaryota; Metazoa; Chordata; Actinopteri; Blenniiformes; Blenniidae
Gene: ttyh1
Product: tweety family member 1
Exons: 15
Coding region: 684-2456 (590 amino acids)
Cellular component (GO): smooth endoplasmic reticulum membrane; plasma membrane
Molecular function (GO): intracellularly calcium-gated chloride channel activity; volume-sensitive chloride channel activity
Source: RefSeq, a predicted model, not a curated record